Messenger RNA from Bolinopsis microptera, 2197 nucleotides. RefSeq names its product serine/threonine-protein kinase B-raf-like. NCBI's taxonomy places the organism in Eukaryota, Metazoa, Ctenophora, Tentaculata, Lobata, Bolinopsidae. Gene Ontology annotation, cellular component: cytoplasm. The record is from RefSeq and is a predicted model, not a curated record. Gene Ontology annotation, molecular function: ATP binding; protein kinase activity. Gene Ontology annotation, biological process: protein phosphorylation; Ras protein signal transduction.
CCUAAAAUUUACUUUAGUCAUGGACGUGAAAGAGGCUCAGCAGAUUAUGAGGAUACAGGAGCAAUCCUUAAGGGAGUUGCAAAGGCAGUUUGGGGCUAUGGAGAAUCCACCAUCAAUAUAUCUAGAGGAAGAAGCGGAGCUACAGAGGAAAAUAGAAGAUUACCGCGACAAGGUGGAAAGGUUAAAGUCAGAGGAAGUACCUCGUAUCCAGACCGAUACCGUCCUGAUGAGACUUUCGGGGAGACACGUCAAAAUAUUCUUCCCUAACAAACAACACACACUGGUUAAAGUUAAGAGUGACGUGACAUUAGAAGAGACUUUAUCCAAAGGUCUGAAACUGAGAGAUCUGACGACUGCUGAUUGUUACGCUUACGAUACUUUGACACUUGAAAGGUUGGAAUGGAACAGCUACUUAGAGGACAUAGAUGCUGAUCAGAUCACUAUAGACUACACAGGAGGUUCACCGUCUCCCCACACUUUAGAAAGGAAAACUUACCUCAAGAUCGCAUCCUGUUCGGUGUGCACGCGGUUAUUGCUCACGGGUUACAGGUGUAUGUACUGCAAUGGAAGGUACCACGAGAAGUGUGUUAAGUACGCUCCUACCACGUGCCAAGAAACAACCAUGGAGAAUGACGAGUUCGAGAGCAGGUACGGAAACGCAGUGCUCCACACUCCAAUAUACCCUACCGACGAUAACUUUGUGCCCCGGACCCGCAGUAUAUCCGAACCGAACGUCACGUACAACAUAAAUAAGUACGGUUUACCACGGCGACGUAGCGGCAGCAUAAAGUCGUCCGUAUCCACAGUCCGCAGAGAAAGCACACCCACUCCCGGACCGCCCUCACCCACUCUGAACAGAAAACACCGCGUCUACUCCUCCGACGACUGGGAGAUCUCGGAAGAGGACGUGGUCGUGGACAAGAGGAUCGGAUCUGGCUCGUUCGGGACUGUUUACAAGGGUUACUGGCACGGUGUGGUUGCUGUUAAGAAACUUAAUGUAACGUAUCCCACCCCUGCACAGUUGCAGGCGUUCAAAAACGAGGUGGCCAUCCUGAGGAAAACAAGGCACGUCAACAUCCUGCUGUUUGUAGGCUGUAUUUCAAAACCUUACAUCGCGAUUGUGACUCAGUGGUGUGACGGUUCCACACUGUCGUCGCGACUCUACGUGGAGGAAGUGAGGUUCGAGCUGAUCCAGUUGGUGGAAAUAGCUCGCCAGACAGCUCAGGGCAUGAACUAUCUUCACGCGCGUAACAUUAUCCACCGGGACCUCAAGUCUAACAACAUCUUCCUAUCCGACGAGAGCACGGUUAAGAUCGGAGAUUUUGGUCUGGCAACUGUGAAGAGCAGGUGGAGUAACUCUGAGCAGCUCAUCAACUGCCAGCCAAGUGGGUCCAUCUUGUGGAUGGCUCCUGAGCUUAUCAGAAACGAUUCACCCUACUCCAUUUAUUCAGACGUGUACGCGUUUGGAAUAGUCCUAUACGAACUCAGUACGAACUGUCUACCGUACAAUCAUAUCACUACUAAGGAUCAGAUUAUAUUCAAAGUGGGCCUGGGAAUGUUAACUCCUGACCCCAAAAAGAUCAGAAGAGAUUGCCCCGGUGACCUCAAAAAACUGAUGUUGAAUUGUUAUAAAAGCAGACCAGCCAAAGAGAGGCCAACAUUUAGACAGAUCAUUAAAGAGUUAGAAAAAGUGAAGCAAUUCUUACCAAAGCUGACUCGCAGCACCUCGGAACCUUGUAUGAGCAGAUGUAAAGAGUUAGCAACUACUCCACCUUCUAUGGAAAAUCUCAACAGCACUGACGACGAGGCUUUUGUCGAUUGAGCAUCUUAUUAGCACUCGACAAGAGUUAGGCGCGAUCUGUAUUAUUCCUGGACCGAUUUGUUGUGAAUAUUGAUGACUGAAAACUUUAUUGUUUGUUGAGAUUAAUAAUUGACUUUUCAAUCUCUGCUUUAAGAUUAUUCUUUUACACCUUAGCUUUUCAUUUUUGAUCCGAUUUUUUUGGUUUUGAUCUUGGAUCCGUUACAGCCCAAACACCGUUUCCGUUUUCAUGACCUAAUAGUAAAUAGCUUUGAAUUGGACGAUGAAUAAUGAGCAUUUAUUCUGGUUUAGCCGAUUGAAUUAUUCUUUGUCAUGUCAUCUUUUAUCAAUUAUCAUUUCUGUAUUUAAAACGUUACAAAAUAUGAUGCAUACACCGAA